Tinamus guttatus (white-throated tinamou) is the source of this 2073-nucleotide messenger RNA. It is a transcript of the gene HPS4, whose product is annotated as HPS4 biogenesis of lysosomal organelles complex 3 subunit 2. Gene Ontology annotation, biological process: melanosome assembly; vesicle-mediated transport; protein targeting. Gene Ontology annotation, cellular component: cytoplasmic vesicle; BLOC-3 complex; lysosomal membrane. Lineage: Eukaryota; Metazoa; Chordata; Aves; Tinamiformes; Tinamidae. The record is from RefSeq and is a predicted model, not a curated record. Gene Ontology annotation, molecular function: small GTPase binding; guanyl-nucleotide exchange factor activity.
UUUUAUAGGUGGAAUUACUUUUUCCUUUACGAUGGUUCAAAGGUUAAGGAAGAGGGAGAUCCCACAAGUGCUGGUAUUUGUUAUUUUUAUCCUUCUCAGACUCUCCCCGAGCAGCAGGAGCUGCUGUGCGGGCAGAUCGCAGGAGUGGUGCGCUGCAUCACGGAGAUUUCCGGAGCUCCUCCCAGGCUCGUUCGGCUGAGAAAGCUCAAGUUUGCAGUCAUCGUGGAUGGAGACUAUCUGUGGGUUCUGGGCUGUGCUGUUGAGCUCCCCGAUAUCAGCUGUAGGCGGUUUCUGGAGCAGCUCAUCAGCCUCUUCAGGUUUUACAAUGGACCCGUGCGCCACGCUUACAUGGCAUUUUCUCAGGAAGAGCUGAGCAAGCAGUGGGACAAGUAUAUCGAACAUAUCCAAAAAAACACUAAUGACCUCCACAAGGUUUUCAAUUCUCUUUGGAAUCUGGACAAAACCAAGGUGGAUCCCCUGCUCUUACUGAAAGCCGCUCUCAUCUUACAAACCUGCCAGCGCUCCCCCCAUGUCUUGGCAGGCUGCAUUCUCUACAAAGGCCUGAUUGUGAGUACCCAGCUGCCACCUCCUCUUACUGCCCAAGUUCUCCUCCAGGGCAGUGAAUCCUCAGGCGAGAGCGAGCCUGGAGGUGAGGAGCAGCAGAAGCCUGAUUCUCCAUUGCCACCGGGAGUUCGUAUCAUUCCGGUUUUCCUAACAGAAGAUGAAGUCUCAGUGCUCCGAGACUUUCCAGUAGAGUGGAUGACUAGGUCAUCUGUGUCCCCAGCAAGUCCUAAAGGAGGAAAGGACACUCUCUCCUCGCAGGUAGCCUCAGAAGCAUCAGGGGUUCCCGAGUACCAAGACCUGAAUAGUGCCUCUGUUCCGGGGUCCCCCGAGCAGGCUUCGAGCGCAGACGUGGCGUCAGCGGGCGGCCUUGCAAACACACGUGCUGUGAAGGGCUUCCCCGGGCCUGAAGCCAGCACCAAAAAUUCCCCAAGUGCAGAACAGAGCCAAAGCCCAGAGCUGAGCAGAGGAGCAUCCUUCUCAUCAGAGACACACCUGGAAGAGCUGCCAAGCGCUUCCAAACUCCAGACUGCUGAGUAUGCUCAGACUGCAGGUCCAUCCCUGGAAGGCUUUUUCUUUCCAAACCCGUAUGUCCAGGAGAGUCAGAGCACGGGGGAAUCCCUUGUGGACUUUGCUGUUAAAGAGCACGGUUUCCAAAGACGUCCUGCAGCCAGUGGCAGCCCGUCCAUUUGCUCUCCUGUUCAAGAACCAAGCAGGAGGAAGUCAAGCGAACAAGACCAGCAAGAGACUGUCAGGCAAAAUAGUAUCCCUGGAAAGAGCAGCAGUGAAACUGGUGGUAACGUCUGGGGUUUGAAUCAUCCAGAUUCUGUGCAACCAGAGCACGAAAGCAGGAUUCCGAUGCCUGCCGCAGACGUCCAGGAGAGCCUGCCCAGGGACACAGCAGAGAGCUCGGGCGGCAGCGGGAAGCAGGACCCGGCUCCUCGGGUGGAUGUCCUGGGAGCUCAGAGCAGUGGCGCCUCGGGCAGACAGAGCAAACCAGUCAGCAUGAGCUUGUAUGUUCACUGCAUUAAGGGGCUGGUGCUCUUGCUGCUGGCUGAGGAGCAGCUCAGAGAGGACCAGAGCUCCAUUGAAGAUGUGUACCAUAGCAGUCUGGCUUCUCUAAAUGGCCUUGAGGUUCAUCUAAGGGAAACUCUGCCCAAAGACUCCUCUUCUUCUGCUAAGACAACGUACAGUUUCACUCACUAUGACUCCAUUCAGAAUGUGCUCACAGCCAACCUGCCUCCCACACCCGGCCCCAUGGAUCGGCACUUCCUGAGAGCUGCUACGCUGAUCCACUCGGACUUCAGCCGCUUUCCAGAUGUUUCGGAAAUGUUAAUUAGGAACGCCUCCACCGCCGUGUACGCCUGCCGUAAUCCCGUCCAGGAGACCUACUUCCAGCAGCUGGGCGCUCCGCUCCGCAACUCCGGCGUUCCCAACCCUCACGACAGCGCGUUCAGCUUACCCAGCAAGGCCAAGCAGAAGCUGCUGAAGCACGGGGUGAACCUGCUCUGA